Molecule: messenger RNA, 5699 nt
Organism: Hypomesus transpacificus
Lineage: Eukaryota; Metazoa; Chordata; Actinopteri; Osmeriformes; Osmeridae
Gene: palld
Product: palladin, cytoskeletal associated protein
Molecular function (GO): protein kinase activity
Source: RefSeq, a predicted model, not a curated record
UGGGACAGCAGGACACUUCAGUGGACCCCAAACCGCUACGAGUACCUCCUAUAACUGCCCAACCAAAAAGGCAGCUCUUCUGGAAAGAGGCGCUUGACGUUAUUGUUGUUAUUUGUACUCACACACACUUCACCUGAGGAGAAAGCUGGGCUCGCUGUACUGGGAGAAUACUGAACACUCUAGAAGGAUGCAAGACGGGAGCUGGAACCAGCCACUCCCCUUAUCUGUGCUGCUGAAGGAUCCGGAAGGGGGACUGGAGGGGGAUGGGGGCGUGUUCUCGGAGGCGUCAUCUGAGGGGGAUCUCUUCCUGGACUCGGCGGCGUCGGCGGAGCUGGAUUCAGGAGAUUUCUCCCAGCUCUCUGCGUUCCUCAGCGCGGAGGAGAUUCACCGUAGUCUGGAUCUGGCCUUCGAGGCCUUCGGGGAGACUCCAGGAGACCCCCGAACGCCCACCUCCCCCCACGAGCUGGCUCUCCCCCACAACCUCCCCCUUACAGACAGCCCCAGCGCUCCCCUUAUCCCACCCCAGCACAGUAAACCCCUCUCCCCAGACCAGGGAGUCCCAGUCAAGGUCACCUCCAGCCAGAGCGUCCUCCUCACCAGGCCCCAGCAGGCCUCAUUUGGAUCCCCAGCCUCGCCUGAAAAGUUUGUCUGCCACAAGAGCAUCCCCCCGGUGUACAAGCAGGACAAGCCGAGGCUGGUGCACGCGGGCCUGGAGCUGAACGAGCGCGCGGCAUCCGCCACGGAGUUCUGCAGCCGGGCCGCCACCUUCAUCGAGGAGCUGUCCUCCAUCUUCAAGGGCUCCGUGCGGCUGGAGCAGCAGGUGGACGAUGACUCCUCCUCCCCCGACAGCGGAUACCUGUCCCCCCGCGCCCACCGCCCCGCCCCUUCAGCCCCUGGCCCUGCCCACCAGGGAUCAGGCCCCGUUAACCAGGAAUUAGGCCCCACCCACCAAGGCUCCGGGUCUGCUCCCCCGCAGCCCCAGCCUCCCACAUGUGGUCAGCCUCCGGGGCUGGGGGAGGGGCCAAGACCGGAGGGGGGUUGUGGGGUGGGGGAGGGAGCUUGGGAGAUGGGGGAGCUCUCCCCCCCUCGCUUCUCCCAGAAGCUGAAGAGCCAGGAGGUGUCCGAGGGGAGCCCCAUCAAGCUGGAGUGCAGGGUGACAGGAAACCCCUUGCCAUUGGUCAGGUGGUUCUGCGAGGGCCGGGAGCUCCACAGCAGCCCAGACAUCCAGGUGUGGCGCGACGGCGACCUGCACACGCUGGUGAUCAACGAGGCGUUCGAGGACGACACGGGCCGCUACACCUGCGUGGCAUCCAACAGCCUGGGCGCCGACCACACAGAGGCCGAGGUCUACAUAGAAGGAGCUUCGUCUUCAGACUCAGAAGGAGAGGGCUCGGCGUCCAAGCACCGGUCAGGAGACAUGGCUCAGGUUCAGAAGAAGACCACCUCUGUCUCCUUGACGAUCCGUUCCUCCUCCCCCAAGACCUCGGAGCCCCCACCUCACCGUUCCACCCUGGUCCAGCCCUUCACUCAGCGGAUGCAGAGUCCAGUCUCUCUGUAUGGGGGCGACGGCCCUGUCGCGGCCCCCCCUGUCUUCACUAAGGUGUUGGUGGACUCCCAGGCCUCGGAGGGCCAGGUGGUGGUUCUGGAGUGCCGGGUGCGGGGCAGCGCGCCCCUGCAGGUGCGCUGGUUCCGCCAGGGCCAGGAGAUCCAGGACUCCCCAGACUUCCGCGUCCUUCAGAAGAAGCCCCGCUCCGCUGCAGAGCCAGAGGAAAUCUGCACGCUGGUGAUCUCGGAGGCGUUCCCAGAGGAUGGGGGCGUGUUCUGCUGCACCGUCACCAAUCCCUACGGGUCCCUCAGCAGCUCCGCCCACCUCCACGUCUCUGGAGCAGCGGAAGACUUGCCCACUAACGGCGUAACCAGGGGUGACGUAUACGGGGACAACACUAUGUUGGAAGACGCCCAGGCCUUCCCCCCGCCCCCCCCGCCCACCGAGAUCAGCCAAUUGGAGCUGCCGCCCAAAGCCCCGCUGAGCGUGGAGGGUUACCAUGUCAAUGAGGUGGAGAUCUGGCCGAGCGUGUCAGCGGUCCAGACAGGCCCUGAGGGGGUGGAGCCAAGCCAGGGGGCGGGGCCAGGUCGCAAAGGACUACCCGUCAUCCCCCCACCUCCCCACAGCCCACCCAGAGACCACCUCCCCCCCCCUCCUCCACCUGAGUCUGUUAUGGAUGUUCCAGCUUCUGCCCCAGCCUCGACCCCAGCCUCGACCCCAGCCCCAGUGAAGGAGGGGCCUCCACUGCCCACCAAGCCUAAACCUAAGCUAGAGGAGAGUAGAGCGGAGGAACUACAACAUGGCAGGAACGCUGCCCAGCUGAAGCACCUCCAGGACCAGAUCCUUCUAGAACAGCAGGAAGCAGCCGAUUGGCUCCUGCAGCAGCAGCAGCAGGAAGAACAGCAGGAAGUCCCUCCCCCUCCGCAGGAAAUCCCACCUCCAUCUCCUCCUCUCCCCCCUCCUCCCUCCUUCCAGGAGCUGGAAAGCAGCGCCAUGCAGACCAGCACCUUCAACUACGCCCGCCCCAAGCAGUUCAUCGCUGCCCAGGGCCCGGCGGGGGCCUCUGGGGCGUUCAACACCCAGUCCUCUCCUUCCUCCACCUCUCCUCCCCCCCUCUCCCCCUCUGCCUCACACAAGCCCUUUAGUAAGGUCUCCCUCCCCCCCUUCCAGCCUCCCCCCUUCAGUAAGACCAACAGCCAGGACUCCCCCUCCUCUCCCUCCUUCCCCCCUCCUCCUCCCCCCUUCCUCAGCCCCAGCACCUUGUCCUCCCCCUCCGGCCCCGGCCAAGACUUCCCUCCCCCGCCUCCCCCACCUCCCCCGCCCAUCCUCUCCUCCUCCUUCUCCUCCUCCACCCCCCAAUCCCCAGCCUCCAGCUUCCUCUCCUCUGUCCUGCCCUCCCCUACCUCUUCCCCUGCCUCCCCUAUGGUCAAUGCUCUGGGGCUGCCCAAAGGCAAUGGGACUGUGGCCAUGCCCCGCCGGCCCACCCCCAGGACCCCUCGCCUGGCGUCAGACUCCGACAUCCAGGGCUCCAAGGACGCCGUCAUCCAGGACCUGGAGAGGAAGCUGCGCUUCAAGGAGGAGCGCAUGAGCAACGGACAACAGAGGCUAACGUACGAGGAGAAGAUGGCUCGCAGGCUGCUGGGAGCAGACAACGCUGCCACUGUCCUGAGCCAGGAGGGAGACGAUGAGCCUGGCACACAGGGCAGCCGAUCUCCUGAUAUAGAAUCUGUCCCACAAAAGGAGUACAAGGUGUCCAGCUUCGAGCAGCGUCUGAUCAGCGAGAUAGAGUUCCGUCUGGAGCGUUCUCCAGUGGAGGAGUCUGACGACGACGUGGAGCAUGACGACCAGCCUCCAGACCAGGGGGGGGCGCCCUGCUUCCUGCACAAGCUCAAACACUACAAGCUGUUCGAGGGCAUGCCCGUCACCUUCUCCUGCAAGGUCACAGGAGAUCCCAAGCCCAAGGUGUACUGGUUCAAGGACGGGAAGCAGAUCUCUAAGAUGAGCGAGCACUACCGUAUCAGCCGAGAGGCGGACGGAACGUGCUCCCUGCACACCGCCAGUGCCUCGCUGGACGACGACGGCAACUACACCAUCAUGGCUGGAAACCCCCUGGGGCGGAUCAGCUGUACUGGCAGGAUGAUGGUGCAGGCAGUGAACCAGAGGGGGCGGAGCCAGCGGUCCACACCUGGUCACAUUCGCAGACCCAGGUCCAGGUCCCGGGACAGUGGAGAUGAGAAUGAGAACAUCCAGGAACGCCACUUCCGCCCUCACUUCCUGCAGGCUCCUGGCGACCUCAUCGUUCAGGAGGGGAAACUGUGCCGCAUGGACUGCAAGGUGAGUGGCCUGCCCACCCCAGACCUCAUCUGGCAGCUGAAUGGCCAGACAAUCCGCCCUGACUCCGCCCACAAGAUGCUGGUGAGGGAAAACGGUGUCCACUCACUGGUCAUCGAGUCGGUGACCAGUCGCGACGCUGGGAUCUACACCUGCAUCGCUACUAACCGGGCUGGACAGAACUCUUUCAACCUGGAACUCAUUGUUGCAGCCAAGGAGAUGCACAAGGCCCCCACGUUCAUUGAGAAGCUGCAGAACACGGGCGUGGCUGAGGGCUACCCCGUACGCCUGGAGUGCCGCGUGUCGGGGACGCCCUACCCCCAGAUCUUCUGGAAGAGAGAGAACGAGUCGUUCACCCACAGCACGGACAGGGUCAGCAUGCACCAGGACAAAUGUGGCUACCUGUGCAUGAUCAUCCAGCCGGCCAUGAAGGAGGAUGCAGGCUGGUACACUGUGUCUGCCAAGAACGAAGCUGGGAUCGUCUCGAGCACUGCACGUCUCGACGUCCAUGCCCAGUGGCAGCAGCCAAACCUACCAAAGCCUAAGAGGGUGCGUCCGUCCACCAGUCGCUACGCCGCGCUGACUGAGAGAGGCCUGGACGUGAAGGCUGCCUUCUUCCCUGACUCCACCCCCUUCUUCCCCGACUCCUCCCCCCUGCAGCCGGGAGGACUGGUGGAGAGCGACGACCUGUAGAGCUUAACGGAGGGGGGGUGCAAUACACCAACCCUGAGAACUGACCCCCUCACCUGUCCACCUAAAACCAUGCAGGGGACAGGAACUACAACUCCCAUCACCCAAGGGAUUCAUAAUAAUGGCCACAUGUACCAGAUGACUGAUGGGAAAUGUAGUCCUGUCUGUCACCCUUCCCUUUUGAUAUCUCAGUAGGUAUCCCCAAGCCUCCUCAUCAUCUGCCAGUCCUGAGGAGCUGAACUCAGCCCUCUGGGCGGGCGCAUCGUGCUGAAGACUGGCUGUCCUCGUCCCCGCCGAAGUGCCUGAGAUUCCUCAGAGGAUCAGCGAACACCGCCCUCAUGCUGAAAACAGUAGCAUUAUUUUGCAUGUUAAAAGGUGCCAUUUUAAUCUCCCACCAUAUGCAUAAUAUACUGUAUGUAAAUGUAGAAGUACCCCCCCUCAGACAUCCCAGGAGGAGGGUGGGGUGCAGCAGGGAGGGGAGGGAGCCCAGGGCGUUGGGGCAGCAGGGAGGGGAGGGGCAUACUAUCUUAGACAUCAGCAUUGUCCCACUGUACUGUAGCUAUAGAGUAUUAUCAUUACUGAUUGAUAUUUCACAAGGCCGGCCCUUAUAUUCUUUUCUUGCUGAUUUUGAGUAAAAAAAAAAAGACUUUGAAAGUUGAAGCUGUUUGGAGUCUUGUAUGUGAGAUGGAAUGUGGGUGGGUGUCCUCACCUGAUUGGUGGAAAGCGACGGUAUAGUAAGGCAACGGGAAGUAGAGAUUAGUAGGGGUCGGGUGUGGUCCAAUGAGAGCGAUGAUGAGGCAGGAAGUGUUUCAGGAUGACUCAGGACGGAUGGAAGGUUGUUGUUGAUGUAGGGUGUUUCUGUCUCCACGUCCUGAUCACACCAGGUGUUGUAUGAUGAAGAUGGAUCCAGGUUCUAGGGACAAAACGACACACAAGAUCAGUUUGAUGUCUCACAUAUAACCCUGCAUUAAAUAUCCUGCUUAGGAACAAAGUAUACAUGUCCUUAAACAAUCACUUGUUAAGACCUGUUAAGAUCACCCGUCUGUGCAUGCUAUUAUACACCACUUAUACAGUGCCAAAUUACAAAUCGGUUAACAUAAGUACAACUUUUUAUGCUUCCAUUAUUCAGUGU